AUUAAUCAAAUUUCCAUGCAUACGCCGUCACGUUGAACACUGUAUGAUCUGAAUUUUUGCGGAUUCAAUUAUCAAGAACAAAUAUCACAAGUAAAUAAAGAGAUAAGAAAUCUCGCAUAAAUCUGCAACACAUGGCGACGCAGCACUGCGCAGCUAUGCAAGCAUACACUUCGGAGCUUAUGAAAUGUGUGGAAGAAUUGAAGGUGACUCGGAACAGUAUUCAAUCACAGAUCGAGGCUGAAGAGGAGGAAAAAAAUAAUCUACAAAAGGAAGUUGAGAGAAUGACCUAUCGCAUAGGACAGCUGAACGAGAGCUUGACAAAAAAGGCUGCGGCGAGGACUGACUAUGAUAGAACAAUCCAGGAAACUGAAUCUGCAUAUACCAAGAUUUUGGAGAGCUCUCAGCUUUUGUUGAACAUGGUCAAGAGAGAAGCUACUUGCCUUGAUCAAACGCUCCACGCAGUUCAGGAAAGAGCGGGCUCAUAGAGAAUGUAUAGCGUUGUAACACAAA
Molecule: messenger RNA, 510 nt
Organism: Diprion similis
Lineage: Eukaryota; Metazoa; Arthropoda; Insecta; Hymenoptera; Diprionidae
Product: Sjoegren syndrome nuclear autoantigen 1 homolog
Exons: 3
Coding region: 132-485 (117 amino acids)
Cellular component (GO): ciliary basal body; centrosome
Source: RefSeq, a predicted model, not a curated record